Schistosoma turkestanicum is the source of this 1026-nucleotide messenger RNA. Lineage: Eukaryota; Metazoa; Platyhelminthes; Trematoda; Strigeidida; Schistosomatidae. The record is from the annotation of a GenBank genome assembly.
AUGGUAGAGAGAACAAUUGAGAGUUUGAAUAGGCGAACAUGUACUAAAUUUAGUGAACAGGGUACAACAAUUGAGUGGCAUACACGGUUUGUGCCAGUGACACAGAAAAAGGAAGAUUCACAAAAUGUGGUAAUAUCUGAAUGGCAUUAUAACAUCUUCGAAAUGACAGAUUCACAUUCAAAUGGUAAAGGUGUUUGUGAACUUUCAUCUUCACCAUCAAAAAGAUCUGUGGAUCGUCCACUCGGUGGGAUAGCUUUAUUUGGUUCGGGAAACGAACUUUUGUGUGAAAUGAAAAAUCGCCUAAAAUUAAGAUCAACUGAACACUCAGACACUAAAGAAUUGCCUUCAGAAAUUUUGAUGAAUCAUGAAGUUGAACAACUAGAACCAUCUUCAUACGACAAUAUGUCUUCUAGUGUGUCAACUAAUUCCAGUCCCAGAUCAUCAAUAUACGAUGAUGUUGAACAAUCUGAGUUCAAAACAGUGUCAGAUAUUUUAUUGAAUCGCGCACGUAAACCUCCAACACGGAAACCAACUUUGAGUCGUAGCCUAGACGCUCCAAAUAGACAACCACUGAAUACUUCUAGUACUUCAUGUUUAUCUCAUCUAGACGAUAAUUCUCCCAAAAUACUCGAUGGUUUAACAGAAUUUUUCAAUUCAAACGGCUAACUGCCCUACAGGUAAUUCAUUUUUGACUGAUAAUUUUACGUAAGUAGUUUGAACCUUGAAAGGCUUCCCAUUUAUACGACUUUCACAUAUAGGUAGUCUUUUUCAGAUUGAAUCUCACUGGAAACAUAACCAGCGUUAUUGUUACCAGCCAAAAUUAAUGGUUGUCUAAAAUAUUCCUUUUAUCAGUGUUUGUCAUUACUUUCUUGUAUUAUUUUUAAACUUGAUUGGUAAGUGUAAUAUAACACAACGAAUAAAGUUCUAAAAUAUAAAACCGAUAAACGUUGCUCUACAGUGAACUGGUAAAACAUUGCAACUUAUGACUCGCACAAACGUACACUGAUAAGAUUUUGUAGGUUUUCA